Molecule: messenger RNA, 1050 nt
Organism: Acanthosepion pharaonis
Lineage: Eukaryota; Metazoa; Mollusca; Cephalopoda; Sepiida; Sepiidae
Source: the annotation of a GenBank genome assembly
AUGAUUUUGGCUCAUAAAAUCUAUUUUCUAUUGUUAAGGCUUUUACAUUUUUAUCUAUCUAUCUAUCUAUCUAUCUAUCUAUCUAUCUAUCUAUCUAUCUCAGUCUCUCUAUCUAUCUAUCACAGUGUGUUCAUUUCUUUCUAUCUAUCUAUCUAUCUAUCUAUCUAUCUAUCCCAGUCUCUCUCUAUAUAUAUCUAUCUCAGUCUCUCUAUCUAUCGAUCUAUCUCAGACUAUUCUAAUCUACAAAUCGAUAUAAUCCAUAAACUGCCCCUAUGUUCCGGUGAGAGACAUUAUCUAUCUAUCUAUCUAUCUAUCUAUCUAUCUAUCUAUCUAUCUAUCUCACUUAUUCUCAUAUCUCUCCGGUUUGGUUCAUAUCUAUCUAUCUAUCAUCUUGUUCAUCUCUAUCUUAGUGCAUUCCUAUCAUCUAUCUAUCUAUCUAUCUAUCUAUCUAUCUAUCUAUCUAUCUAUCUAUCUAUCUAUCGUUCUGUUUAUCUCUAUCUCGGUGUAUUCAUAUCUAUCUAUCUAUCUAUCUAUCUAUCUAUCUAUCUAUCUAAUAUUCUGUUCAUCUCUAUCUCAGUCUUUUUAUAUCUUUUAUAUCCAUCUAUCUAUCUAUCUAUCUAUCUAUCUAUCUAUCAUGUUCAUAUCUAUAUUGUUCUAUUCAAAACUAAUCAGUCAAUCUUUCUAUCUAUCUAUCUAUCUAUCUAUCUAUCUAUCUAUCUGUCUGUUUGUCUCCGCCUGAAGUACACGCGUAAACGCAUCUGUUUCUAUCUAUCUAUAUAUCUAUCUAUCUAUCUAUCUAUCCGUCUGUCUGUCUGUCUGUCUGUAUGUCUUAAUAUCUAUCUCAAUCUUUACAUAUCAAUCUGUACAUGUCUAUCUAUCUAUCUAUCUAUCUAUCUAUCUAUCUAUCUAUCUAUCUGCCUGUCUCUGUACAUAUCUAUCUAUCUAUCUAUCUAUCUAUCUAUCUAUCUAUCUAUCUAUCUAUGUUCUUUAUUAUUUAUCUGUAUGCCCUCAUUCUCCAAUAGUUUUAUUCCUGUUAUUGGUAAGCCAUGA